Molecule: messenger RNA, 417 nt
Organism: Aureobasidium vineae
Lineage: Eukaryota; Fungi; Ascomycota; Dothideomycetes; Dothideales; Saccotheciaceae
Source: the annotation of a GenBank genome assembly
AUGCUCGCCAUCAAGAAGUCUGAAAAGAGCACGCCGAGCUGUGCAGUCAAUGUACUACCCUGCCGCAUCCAACACAAUGGACCUGUCAACGCAAGCACGAGACAUUGGACACCAGAAGUCAGCUCGGACAGCAAUGAAAACAGCACAUCAACAGCAUAUUUCCGUGGCAGGAAGUUGAAUGGCAAAGUUGUGAGUUUGCCUGACGGGUAUACAGAUACCAUCCUCCCAACCACAACACCAACACCCCUCGACCACGAACAAGAAGAACAAGACUCAACACCAGAAACAAAAGUCCUUCAGGAAGUUGCAACUUUCGACAAGAUCGCAGUCUAUGGCCAUGAAGUUCAACCAGAUGCUCAAGAAGACGUAUAUGUCAAGGGCAUCAAUGAAUGGAUUGGCUUGGCUGGUGCGAAAUAG